AUGAAGGUCACCACCAUCCACCUUGCCACUCUAGUUUUCGGAUUUGCGAAUUACACCACGGUUACUGCUCAAACGAAAGCCCAGAUUGUUAGCUCAUGCCAGUCCCAAAAUCCAAAUAACGCUUGGGGUGGAAGAGUGCAAAAUGUGGAAGUGCGUUGCUGGGGUUUACUGUGGGUCAACGAUAAGUCAAUCAUCUUUAACUAA
Messenger RNA from Sclerotinia sclerotiorum 1980 UF-70, 204 nucleotides. RefSeq lists its product with no specific name. The record is from RefSeq and is a predicted model, not a curated record. Lineage: Eukaryota; Fungi; Ascomycota; Leotiomycetes; Helotiales; Sclerotiniaceae. The coding region runs from base 1 to 204 and encodes 67 amino acids. The transcript is spliced from 3 exons.